This is a messenger RNA of Episyrphus balteatus (marmalade hoverfly), 2766 nucleotides long. It is a transcript of the gene DNAlig1, whose product is annotated as DNA ligase 1. The record is from RefSeq and is a predicted model, not a curated record. The transcript has 9 exons. Gene Ontology annotation, cellular component: mitochondrion; nucleus. Gene Ontology annotation, biological process: DNA recombination; Okazaki fragment processing involved in mitotic DNA replication; DNA biosynthetic process. The coding region runs from base 127 to 2664 and encodes 845 amino acids. Gene Ontology annotation, molecular function: DNA ligase (ATP) activity; DNA binding; ATP binding. NCBI's taxonomy places the organism in Eukaryota, Metazoa, Arthropoda, Insecta, Diptera, Syrphidae.
UUGAGUUUUGACAUAUCUGUCUGUCAAACUCAAACAAAUCAAAACUUGGCGGCAAAAAUAAAUUUCAAUUUUUCCCAAAUAGAAUUUUGUUGUUUGUUCUAUUUAUUUAUUAAAUUUAAAUCGAUUAUGUCUCAAAAAACCAUCACAUCAUUCUUUAAGAAAACACCUGCAAAAUCAGAGAAACCACCGCCAACAACAAAUAAUAGUUCCGACGAUGAUGAUGAUUUUGGAAGCAAACCAAUUGAAACGAAGAAAAUCAAGCGUCGACGAAUUUCUAGCAGCGAUGAAGAAACUCCUAAAAAUGAAACUCCUGCCAAAAAACCAACAAUUGCUUUAAAAACGCCAGAAAAGUCGGUAAAGUUAGAAGAAAAGAAAUCAUCACUUGAAGCAAUUAAAACUGAAAAGAAAAGUCCUCCUAAAUCGGUUAAAAAGUCUCCGGUUUCUGAAAAGAAACCAAAAAAGAAAAGUCCCACAACGAAAGUUAAAAAAGAAAAGGAAGAUUCUAAAGAUAAAAAGGCUAAGCAAAUUGAAGCCGAAGUAAAAGAGGAAACUAUCGAAAAAGAUGUCAAACAAGAAGCAACUCCUCCAAAAGAAACUGUUAAGACUGAGAAAAUCUCUCCAGAAACUAAACCUCAAGAAAAAGUGGCGGUUAAGGAGUUGAAACUACAAACAGCUGGACAAGGACAAAAAGGUGCCGAUUUUGAUCCUUCGAAGAGAAAUUAUCAUCCAAUUGAUGAUGCCUUUUGGAAGCGAGGUGAAAAAACACCCUACUUGGCAUUGGCUAGAACGUUUCAACUUAUCGAGGAGAUUAGUGGACGUCUCAAAAUGAUCGAAGUUCUGAGUAACUUUUUUCGGUCGGUUAUAGUUCUUAGUCCCAAUGAUCUUCUGCCGUGUGUCUAUCUUUGUCUAAAUCAACUGGCUCCAGCUUAUGAAGGUUUUGAAUUAGGAGUUGCAGAAACAUCUCUAAUGAAAGUGAUCUGUCAAACAACUGGUCGCAGUAUGGCACAAAUCAAAUCACAAGUUCAAUCAACUGGUGAUUUGGGAAUUGUAGCUGAACAAUCAAGAAGUAAUCAACGAAUGAUGUUCCAACCAGCUGCACUCACAGUAGAUUCUGUGUUUCAUCGACUGAAGGAGAUCGCAAAGAUGCAUGGGCACUCGGCAAUGAAUAAGAAAGUCGACAAAAUUCAAUCAUUAUUUGUUGCAUGUCGUCACUCGGAAGCUCGUUUCUUUAUUCGUUCACUUUUGGGUAAAUUAAGGAUUGGUUUGGCUGAACAAUCUCUCCUGCAAGCUCUUGCCUUGGCAUGCACCAAUACUCCUCCAAAUCAAAAAGACUAUCCUCCAAAGAUUUUGCAUGCAGCUAAAAAGUUGAGCGAAAGCGCUUUCAAGUCGCAACUUGAUGAGAAUGCAUUGAUUUUGAAGACAACAUAUUGUCAGUGCCCCAAUUACGAUCGCAUAAUUCCUGUUCUCUUGGAACACGGACUCGAAAAACUCCUCGAACAUUGUCCAAUGGAACCUGGAACUCCACUCAAACCUAUGUUGGCUCAUCCAACUAAGGGAGUCCACGAAGUCCUGGAACGUUUUGAAGGCAUUAAAUUCACCUGUGAAUGGAAAUAUGACGGAGAACGUGCCCAAAUUCAUCGCAACGACAAAGGUGUAUUCAGUAUUUACAGUCGCAAUCAGGAGAACAACACUUCGAAGUAUCCAGAUUUGUUAUCUCGUAUUGAUGACAUUAAAAAAGAAAACGUUGAAUCGUACAUUAUUGAUAGUGAAGUUGUGGCAUGGGAUGUGGAGCGGAAACAGAUUCUUCCAUUCCAAGUGUUGAGCACGAGGAAACGUAAAGAUGCCGAUGAAGCGGAAAUUAAAGUACAAGUUUGUGUCUACAUGUUCGAUUUGCUCUAUUUGAAUGGCAAACCUUUGGUGACGGAAAAUUUUGUCGAACGUCGUCGAUUGCUGAAGGAGACAUUUAAUGAAGUCGAGGGUCAGUGGCAAUUUGCAACUAGUGUGGAUACUAGUGAUACUGAUGAGGUGCAGGCAUUCCUUGAGGAGUCAAUCAAAGGAAACUGCGAGGGUCUGAUGGUAAAAACUCUAGACAAAGAGGCAACUUAUGAAAUAGCGAAACGUUCAAGAAAUUGGUUAAAACUCAAAAAGGACUAUCUAUCUGGUGUCGGUGAUUCUUUGGAUGUGGUUGUUAUUGGAGGUUACAUUGGCAAAGGAAAAAGAACAGGUACCUAUGGAGGAUUUCUGUUGGCUUGUUACGAUGCUGACAACGAAGAAUAUCAAAGUAUUUGCAAAAUUGGAACAGGUUUCAGUGAUGAAGAUCUCCAAACACAUGCCGAAUUCUUUAAGAAGCACGUAAUCAAAGCACCCAAAUCCUACUAUCAAUAUGAUAGUUCCCAUGAGCCUGACGAAUGGUUUGAUGCCGUUCAAGUUUGGGAAAUUAAAUGUGCCGAUUUGUCUCUCAGUCCUGCCCACAAAGCGGCCAUAGGAAUUGUCGAUCCAGAGAAAGGAAUCUCAUUGCGUUUUCCACGUUUCAUUCGGAUACGAGAUGAUAAAACCCCAGAAGAUGCCACUUCUGCCCAACAAGUCGCUGAUAUGUAUUCGAAUCAAGAUCAAAUAAAAAAUCAACAACAUGGAUCGAAGGAUCCUGAAGAUGAUUUUUAUUGAGAGAAGGAGAGGAAUGAAAAUCAAAUUGUUUAAGUCGGUUAAGUGUUUUAUUUUUUAAUUUUAGCUAGAAACUAAUAAAAGAUCCACGUCGAAAGUUAUGUG